GCCGCCGGGACCGUUGAGCGCCGCGCUCCCGCCGCUCCGCGUUCGCCGCACGCUCUCGCCCGGCCGCUGCGAGCCGCCCGCCGCCAACGCCAGCUCCCUGUGGGCCCCGCUCGCGCCGGACGGACGCCAUGUCGCGCUACGGGCGCUACGGAGGAGAAACGAAGGUGUACGUGGGCAACCUGGGCACCGGGGCCGGCAAAGGCGAGCUGGAACGGGCCUUCAGCUACUACGGGCCCCUGCGCACCGUGUGGAUCGCCCGGAACCCUCCCGGCUUCGCCUUCGUGGAAUUCGAGGACCCCCGUGAUGCCGAGGACGCUGUCCGAGGCCUGGAUGGGAAGGUCAUUUGUGGCUCCCGAGUGAGAGUUGAGCUGUCCACCGGCAUGCCUCGCAGGUCCCGUUUCGAUAGGCCACCCGCCCGCCGUCCCUUUGAUCCCAACGACAGAUGCUAUGAGUGUGGCGAAAAGGGGCAUUAUGCCUACGAUUGUCACCGCUACAGCCGCCGGAGAAGGAGCAGGUCACGCUCUCGAUCCCAUUCGCGGUCCCGAGGUCGGCGGUACUCUCGCUCACGCAGUCGGAGCAGGGGCCGGAGGUCGAGGUCGGCAUCUCCCCGGCGAUCAAGGUCUGUGUCUCUACGUCGAUCGAGAUCUGCUUCGCUCAGACGUUCUAGGUCUGGUUCUAUAAAAGGAUCGAGGUAUUUCCAAUCACGCUCGCGAUCAAGAUCAAGAUCCAGGUCGAUUUCACGGCCAAGAAGCAGCCGGUCCAAGUCCAGAUCUCCAUCUCCAAAAAGAAGUCGCUCCCCAUCAGGAAGUCCUAGAAGAAGUGCAAGUCCGGAAAGAGUGGACUGAAAUGCCGCCUUUUGGGGGAAAGUUCUUUUGUUUACAUUAUUCUAAGGGAUUUGUGAUGUCCGCAAUAACCUGGGAAGGUUUCGAACCAACGGUCUAAUCAAAAUGGAUCUAUUACUCUGUAAAUUCACAGCAGUCAGAUUAUACUUUUUUGUUGUUGUUGAAUGUAUUGACUAACAUCCUACAGUCUGAAAAUGGGUUUUUAUUUGGCACAUUUAAAUAAAAUGUUUCUAACUAGA
This is a messenger RNA of Suncus etruscus (white-toothed pygmy shrew), 1081 nucleotides long. RefSeq names its product serine and arginine rich splicing factor 7 (gene SRSF7). Lineage: Eukaryota; Metazoa; Chordata; Mammalia; Eulipotyphla; Soricidae. The transcript has 8 exons. Gene Ontology annotation, biological process: mRNA splicing, via spliceosome. Gene Ontology annotation, cellular component: nuclear speck. The coding region runs from base 129 to 845 and encodes 238 amino acids. The record is from RefSeq and is a predicted model, not a curated record. Gene Ontology annotation, molecular function: zinc ion binding; RNA binding.